Molecule: messenger RNA, 574 nt
Organism: Drosophila busckii
Lineage: Eukaryota; Metazoa; Arthropoda; Insecta; Diptera; Drosophilidae
Exons: 2
Coding region: 47-550 (167 amino acids)
Source: RefSeq, a predicted model, not a curated record
AAUCAUAAGUCUAACGCUGCUGCUGCUGCUUGCUACAGUCAGCUGCAUGCUCGGCACUAAAACAACAGCUGUCGGUGCAAGCGAUUACGAGAGUGUGCAAACAUUUGAUAGCUGGGUGAAGAAUGUGGAAUCUUGCUUGAAGAAAGCCUUGAGCACUGCACGUGGUGUGAAUUGCAUUAUCAGAGCGGUCUAUGAUGUUCUGAAUGCUGCCAAUAAAUAUGUUGAAGACAUUUACGAAUGUGGCACCGAAAUACCCAAGUCGAUUCAAAGAAUCGUGGACAACUGCCGGGAAAUCAUUGACAUAUGUGAGAACAUCAUUAAAAUUAGCGCAUGCAGCAAAGGCGACGAUGACUCCAAAACUUCGCCCAUCUGCUUCACAAAACUAUUUAAUACAACCUGCAAGUUGACCUGGAAACUGAGCGAAACGCUGAUAUUGAUACGCCUAUUGCCCUCAAAUACAGAAGCCUGUUUCUCCAAUGCCACCAAGCAGGUCGAGCAGAGUUUUGACAAUUUUUUGCCUGCAGUCACCCAAUGUGUUCUUGAAAUGUAAUCAGAAUAAAUUUGCUUGAAGAAA